UGUACUGUAGGUUCACCGGGGAUCAAAUUCAGCAGGUGUAUAUUGUAGUUGUUUGCAUAGCAGAACAUGUCAGAGAAAGUCAGUGAUGAAACUUCAAACGAUAGCUUGGACUCGGCGGUGCAGGUGGUUCGUGCCGCUGUACCAGAGUCGCAGGAUCUUCGAAGUAUCCUGGUCACCAGCGUUCUUAACUUAGAGAAGCUGGACAUUGAUCUGUACAGGGGGACCCACUACUGGGUUCCUCGUAGUCGGCGUCUGUUUGGGGGUCAGAUCAUUGGCCAGGCGUUGGUGGCAGCAGCGGAGUCGGUCAGCGACAACGUCUUUGCUCACUCCCUUCACUGCUACUUUGUACGUGCCGGUGACCCCAAGGUGCCCGUGCUGUACCAGGUGGAGAGGACCAGGGACGGGCGUAGUUUUAGCGUGCGGUCGGUGAAGGCCAUUCAACAUGGUCAGCCCAUCCUAAUCUGCCAGGCCUCGUUUCAUUGUGACCAGCCGUCUCCUCUACGGCACCAGUUUACCAUGCCCCCUGUACCCCCCCCCGAAGACCUGCUGACCGUGGAGGAGCUCAUUCAGGGCUACCUCAGUAUGCCUGACCUGGCAGAGAAAGCCAAGCAGGGUCUGACCAAGCUGAGGGCUGAUGAGGUCCCCAUAGAAAUCAAGCCUGUCAACCCUCCAGACAUCCAGUGGCGCAGAGUCAUGGAACCCAGGAACCUCUUCUGGGUGCGGGCUAGAGGUCACAUUGGUGAAGGGCACAUGAAGCUUCACUGCUGUGUGGCUGCAUACGUCUCAGACUACUCCUUCUUGGGCACGGCCCUUCUGCCCUACCCUGGCCAACGUGCCAGCUUCGUGGCAUCCCUGGACCAUGCCAUGUGGUUUCACAACACCUUCAGAGCAGACCAGUGGAUGCUCUAUGAGAUGGAGAGCUCCUGGGCUGGGGGUAGCAGAGGUUUGGUGCAGGGUCGUCUGUGGAGGAGGGAUGGGGUCUUGGCCGCCAGCUGUGCUCAGGAGGGUGUGAUAAGAGUCAGCACCAUGACAACCAAUAGCAAGCUGUAACCGUGGCGACUGACAGCAAAAGGGAUCCUCUGAAACUGGGAUUUUGCGGGCUGGACAACUCAGCAGUCAUUCUACAUCAGCCAUCAGAAGACCUCAAGGAACACUGGUCAUUUUGUGACCGUAGGACAGGCUUGUCAGAGCUUCUUCUUCUAUCCAUGCCUUUAACAUUACUUUUAACACAUCAGCCUCAACUACUAAGUUGUCUUGUGUAAGUGUAUAUUUAGAGACAUUUUGGGGUGUUACUUUUAUGCAGUGUAGAAAGAUGGAAUCCCAUAAACCUUUGCUCAGGGGCAGAAUAACAUAUUUUUCAUUUGCAGAUUUUGUUUUGCUGGUCGGCUUUAACUGUUGUUGAUCUCUGAUAGAUUCCUUGGCCAGUCGGAUUCUGUGGUAGAACCAGAACCCUCUGACUCAUAUGCACGGUACCGAGGGUUUGACUCCACUCCACUACUGUAUCAGCAAAACCAACAUUUCUCCAUACAUUCCUGUCAAACCAAGCAUAAAACGGCAGAACAAAAAUAGAUUGCAAUUAAACAGAUUUUUUUGUACAAA
Molecule: messenger RNA, 1599 nt
Organism: Esox lucius (northern pike)
Lineage: Eukaryota; Metazoa; Chordata; Actinopteri; Esociformes; Esocidae
Gene: acot8
Product: acyl-CoA thioesterase 8
Exons: 7
Coding region: 67-1050 (327 amino acids)
Biological process (GO): fatty acid catabolic process; acyl-CoA metabolic process
Cellular component (GO): peroxisomal matrix
Molecular function (GO): fatty acyl-CoA hydrolase activity
Source: RefSeq, a predicted model, not a curated record